AUGGGGCCCCCCCGUCUUUACAAUCCUGGUAGUGAUGAGCAGCAGCAGCAGCAGCGGCUGCAGCAGCAGCAAUCGGAUCCGCAGCUGCGCCACAGGGAGCUGCAGAGACACCAGAGGCAAUUAGAGCAGCAGCAGCAGCAGCAGGAUCUAUAUGAGCGGCAGAUGCGUAGGCAGGAAAGGGACCGGCGGCGUCUGCCGCAGCGCCUGCAGCAGCAGCAGCAGCAGCAAGGGGAGCAGCAGCAGUUUCUUUCCCCAAGAAGGCUUUGGCACCCGCAGCAGGAGCACCAACAGCAGCAGCUGUCUCCUACCUCCAAUGUACCAAGACAAUUGCAAAGAAGACAGUAUCGGCAGCAGCAGCAGCCGCAGCAGCAGCAGCAGCAGCAAGAUGGUUAUAAUUACCAGCAGCAACAGCAGCAGCAGCAGCAGCAGCAGCAGCAAGGUUCUCCCUUGUUUCAGCUCUCCCCCAGCAAUCAACCGUAUCAUUCCCCGCACUCCCCUCACUCCCCCCACCUCUACCUUCCCCACCAGCAGCAGCAACAGCAACAGCAACAGCAGCAGCAGCAGCAGCAGCAGCAGCAGCAGCAGCAGCAGCAGGAGCAAUUAAUUCACACACGUACACUGGUGGUACUGCAGCAGCAGCAGCAGCAGCAGCAGCACCAGCAGCAGCAGCAGCACCAGCAAAACCAGCAAGAUAUAGGAUGCGUUCCCUUAGGGAAACUGGAGACAUUCCUCAUCUAUGGCGAGCAGAUAAAUAUGACUAUUAUAAGUCAG
Eimeria maxima is the source of this 771-nucleotide messenger RNA. RefSeq lists its product as hypothetical. NCBI's taxonomy places the organism in Eukaryota, Apicomplexa, Conoidasida, Eucoccidiorida, Eimeriidae. The annotation marks the transcript as partial. The record is from RefSeq and is a predicted model, not a curated record. The transcript is spliced from 2 exons.